AUGCAAGGUGGGAUGCAUCAUCAAUCUACCCUAAGAGAGAAAUUCAAAUCUUCAAUAUGUUGCUUCAUGGGCACGGCACAUGAAUCAUUAGACCAUGGUGAUUUAUGUAAUUAUGAUAAGUUGAAUAUUAACACGUCUAGGACGCCAAAGUCUUCGGCAUCACCCACCACCCCAUCCAGCUCGGCAUCGUGGUUCAAAAAACCGUGGACGGCAGCCGGGGAGCACGUGACUGCCGAGCUGCUGCCACGUGUCCGUGGACAUAGCCAAAGGAGUCGUUUACGUAGGCAUAAUAAUAAUAACAACAACAACCACCACCACCACGGCCAUCGCCAAACGCAAUCUGCGGAUUUUAGCUACGAUGCUUCCAGCUAUGCUCUCAAUUUUGAGAAUGAGGAUUCCGGAGAGUUCCCGCUUAGGAACUUUAGUGCCCGGUUGCCGGUUUCGCCGAGAACUCCGUCCGUACCAUUGAAGUAUCCUGAUGAAUUGGCUGUGUCCACGGCGGCGCCAAAAGAAAUUGUUGGGUAUAGUUAA
Messenger RNA from Arachis ipaensis, 531 nucleotides. RefSeq lists its product as uncharacterized. NCBI's taxonomy places the organism in Eukaryota, Viridiplantae, Streptophyta, Magnoliopsida, Fabales, Fabaceae. The record is from RefSeq and is a predicted model, not a curated record.